CUAAUGUGCCAAAGAAAACAUGGAUACAGGUCACUCUAUCGUCCACCUAUCUAUGAAAUAAGAAGCAAAGUUCCAUAAGGUUUUCCGGGUGACACAAUGGGAACCAAGCCAGCAGGAAGGCCUCAUGCUGUUGUCAUUCCAUGUCCAUUUCAAAGCCAUAUCAAAGCAAAUCUUAAAUUGGCAAAACUUCUGCAUCAUAGAGGUAUUUUCAUAACCUUUGUCAACACAGAAUUCAAUCAUAAACGUUUCUUGAAAUCAAGAGGUUCCGAUGCCUUUGAUGCUUCGUCUGACUUCUGUUUUGAAACCAUUCCUGAUGGUCUCCCUCCUUCAGAAACUGAUGCCAGCCAAGACAGGAUUUCUCUUGGAAAGGCUGUUCUAACAAAUUUCUUGACUCCUUUUCUAGACCUCAUUGCCAAACUUAACAGUAACUUGUCCUCGAGAACUCCUCCGGUGACUUGUAUUGUUUCUGAUGGUUUCAUGCCAUUCGCCAUCAAAGCUGCUGAAGAACUUGGAGUCCCUGUGGUGGUUUCUUUUACCCUGUCCGCAUGUGGCGUAAUGGCAUGUAAACAAGUCCGAGCGCUCAUGGAGAAAGGCCUCAUACCACUCAAAGAUGAGAGCUAUCUUGAUACAACUAUAGACUGGAUUCCAGGUAUGAAAGAUAUCCGUCUCAAGGAUUUUCCAUCAGCUCAAAGAAUAGAUCAAGAUGAAUUUGAAGUUAACUUCACAAUAGAAUGUCUUGAAAGUACUGUUAAAGCUCCUGCGAUUGUUGUUCAUACUUUCGAUGCAUUAGAGCCAGAUGUUUUGGAUGGCCUCUCUUCCAUAUUUCAUCGUGUUUACGCAAUUGGCCCUUACCAGUUACUUCUCAAUCAAAUUCAAGAAGACAGUUCGGAAUCUGUCGGUUAUAAUCUAUGGAAAGAAGAAAGUGAGUGUCUCCAAUGGCUAGAUACUAAGGAACCCAACUCAGUGGUCUACGUGAAUUUUGGCAGUUUAAUUGUCAUAACAGCAGAACAGUUAGUUGAGUUUGCAAUGGGAUUAGCUGAUAGCAAGCACCCAUUCUUGUGGAUCAUAAGGCCAGACUUGGUUGUUGGUGAUGCUGCAACCUUGCCAGCUGAGUUCGCAGCAGAAACUCAAAAUCGUAGUUUCAUUGCUAGUUGGUGUCCACAAGAGGAAGUGCUCAACCAUCCAUCAGUUGGAGGGUUUCUAACUCAUAGUGGUUGGAAUUCGACUACGGAGAGUUUGUCUGCGGGAGUUCCCAUGAUUUGCUGGCCCUUCUUUGGAGAUCAACAAAUGAACUGUAGAUAUAGUUGCAAUGAAUGGGGGGUUGGCAUGGAGAUAGAUAAUAAUGUGAGGAGGGAAGAAGUGGAGAAGCUUGUCAGAGAACUAAUGGAAGGAGAGAAGGGUAAGAAAAUGAGGGAGAAGGCCAUGGACUGGAAAAGGCUGGCUGAAGAGGCCACUGAACCAACUGGUUCAUCAUCCAUUAACUUGGAGAAGCUGGUCAGUGAAUUGCUUUUGUCAAACUAAUCGUUUCCGGCGUCAGACAACACUGGUGAAAUGGGGAAAAAGAGUAAUUUAACUUGCUAGAUUUUUAUUUUUAUUUUGUCAUAAAGAUGAACAAAAACACUAUUGGAUAGUCCUUUACCACAUGACUACCGAAUGAAAGCAUGUUCAUAUCAAUGUGAUGGCUGGUAUAAAAUAAUCAAAGUGAAAUUUUAUGUA
This is a messenger RNA of Populus trichocarpa (black cottonwood), 1716 nucleotides long. Its product is annotated as 7-deoxyloganetin glucosyltransferase. Bases 97 to 1521 code for a protein of 474 amino acids. Gene Ontology annotation, molecular function: UDP-glycosyltransferase activity. The transcript is spliced from 2 exons. NCBI's taxonomy places the organism in Eukaryota, Viridiplantae, Streptophyta, Magnoliopsida, Malpighiales, Salicaceae. The record is from RefSeq and is a predicted model, not a curated record.